AAAACCCAAAAAAGAUAGGACCCAAAAGAAAAAAAAAAAAAAAAAAAUUGAAAAAAAAUGAAGAACAAAGAAUGAGGAGGAAAAGAAAAAAGGAAAAAAAAGUCGAGGAAGAAAAACGCGUUUUCUGCUGUAAAGAACUACAGUACAGUUGAAUCUUCUCUCUCUUCAGUCUCUCUCUCUCUCUCUCUCUCGUCGUCAAGACCAAAAUUUAGGGUUAGGGUUUUCAGAAACCCUCUACACUUUCUCUGCAACUCACUAAAGAGAAGGGUUUGGGGGAGGGGGGUAUUUUGAUUUUUUUCUGUUCUGGAGACCCUUUUUAAAGGGUUUCGGGAUAUGGGUUCUUCUUCCUCUUCUUCGUCGUCAGUGAUCAAAUGGCACCUUUUGCAUAGACCACCUACUUCCAAACUAGUCGUGCUGCUGAGGCUCUUUCUGCUCUUAUGGAUCUUCUCCGUCUAUCAUACCACAGUGGCCGCCUUGGCAGAUUCCGACAAAUCGGUGCUCCUCGAGUUUAAAAAAUCGGUGUCAGACCCAUCGGGGUUGCUAUCCAGCUGGAAUUCGAUCGGUUCUGGUUACUGUUCGUGGUUCGGCGUCUCGUGCGACUCCAAUUUGCGUGUCGUCUCGCUCAACAUUACCGGGAAUGGCAGUGGAGGUAAUUCCAACUCCUUUUCGUGUUCCGAUUUUGCUCAAUUUCCACUUUACGGGUCGGGAAUCUCAAGGAGUUGUUCCGCUAGUAGUAGAGGAAAGUUGGUGGGAAAGCUGUCACCGGUGAUUGGGAAGCUCACGGAGCUUCGUAUAUUAUCGCUGCCCUUCAAUGGCUUUGACGGUGAAAUUCCUAGUGAGAUUUGGGGGAUGGGUAACUUAGAAGUUCUUGAUCUAGAGGGCAAUUCGAUAGCUGGGCGGCUUCCGGUUCAGUUCAAUAGGAAUUUGCGGGUUCUCAAUCUCGGAUUUAACAAGAUUGAGGGAGACAUACCGAGCUCGCUUUCCAACAGUGUGAACUUAGAGAUCUUGAAUUUAGCUGGGAACCGUGUGAACGGGACGGUUCCAGCGUUUGUUGGUAGGUUGAGAGAGGUGUACUUGUCGUAUAACUCGCUUAGUGGGUCUGUUCCGAGUGAGAUUGGUGAAAACUGUGGGAAGCUUGAACAUCUUGAUUUGUCUGGUAAUUACUUGGUCCAUGGAAUCCCCAGAAGUUUGGGUAAUUGCGGUGAGUUGCGGGCGCUUUUGUUGUACUCUAACAUGUUGGAAGAGAGUAUUCCGGCUGAACUUGGUAGGCUGCAGAAGCUUGAAGUGUUUGAUGUUUCAAGGAAUAGCCUCAGUGGUUCAAUACCUAGCCAGCUUGGUAAUUGUUCUCAACUGUCUGUUCUUGUGCUUUCAAAUCUGUUUAAUCCACUGCCAAAAGGCAAAUUUGCAGAGGACAACUCUUCACUGGAGCAAUUGAAUUCUAUGAAUGAUGAUUUCAAUUACUUUCAAGGUCCAAUCCCUGAAGAUAUUACUAGACUUCCAAACCUGAGGAUAUUAUGGGCUCCAAGGGCAACUCUGGAGGGUGGGUUCCCCAACAAUUGGGGUGCUUGUGACAAUAUAGAGAUGAUAAAUUUGGCUCAGAAUUUUUUUACCGGGGAGAUCCGAAAUUCUUUAAGUCACUGCAAGAAGCUGAAUUUUCUUGAUUUAAGUUGGAACAGGCUUACGGGAAAGCUUGUUGAGGAUCUUCCAGUUCCAUGUAUGACUGUGUUUGAUGUCAGUGGUAACUUCUUGUCUGGUUCUAUUCCUGAAUUUUUUAAUAGCACAUGUUCUUCCAAUCCUUUCUGGAGUGAAUUUUCUUCUCAACCUGACAAUCCAUCAUCACUCUAUCAAGCCUUUUUCGCAUCUCAAACUCAGGAUGGAAAUGCGUUGCAAUUGCAUGGAGAAGAUGGUGAUAUUACAGUUUUUCAUAACUUCGGUCACAACAAUUUUACUGGGACUUUGCAGUCAUUGCCUAUUGCACCUGAAAGAUUGGGAAAGCGAACUUCUUAUGCAUACUUUGCUGGAGAAAAUAAGCUCACCGGUGGAUUCCCAGGUACUUUAUUUGAGAAAUGUGAAGGAUUAGAUGCUUUGAUUCUUAAUAUUAGCUACAACAAGUUAUCUGGUCAGAUUCCUGACGAAAUUGGCACAAUGUGUAUAUCUCUGAAAUUUAUGGAUGCAUCUGGGAAUCACUUCACUGGUCCAAUUCCUCCUAGCAUUGGAGAACUGGUGUCUCUUACUUCCCUUAACUUGAGUUGGAAUAUAUUGCAAGACCAGAUUCCUACCAGUCUUGGCCAGAUUAAGAAUUUAAAGUAUCUUUCUUUAUCGGGUAAUAACCUCACUGGUUCAAUUCCUUCAAGUUUGGGGCAGCUGCACGCUUUAGAGGUAUUGGAGCUUUCUUCAAAUUCUCUCACCGGUGAGAUUCCAAAAUUUCUUGAAAACUUGCACAACUUAACUGUUCUCCUGCUCGAUAAAAAUAAACUCUCUGGCCAGAUACCCUCAGGUUUGGCAAAUGUGACAACUCUCUCUGUGUUUAAUGUGUCCUUCAACAACUUGUCUGGGUUGCUUCCCUCGAACAAUAGCUUGAUGAGAUGUAAUAGUGCUAUUGGAAACCCAUUAUUAAGGUCUUGCAUGUAUUCUCUAGCGGGGCCAGCUACAGAUCCUCAAGGAAGAGUUGGCGAUCCACAAUCUUAUGCCGCUUCACCAUCUGGGGUCCCGACUGAAAAGAGUGGAAAUAAUGGUUUCAAUUCCAUUGAGAUAGCAUCCAUAACAUCUGCAUCAGCCAUAGUUUCAGUGCUUUUAGCUCUAAUUGUGCUGUUCUUUUAUACCCGCAAGUGGAACCCAAAGUCAAAAGUUCUUGGAUCCACGAGGAAGGAGGUAACUCUGUUUACAGACAUAGGUGUUCCAUUGACCUUUGAGACUGUUGUGCGGGCCACGGGGAGUUUUAAUGCGAGCAACUGCAUUGGGAAUGGAGGUUUUGGGGCAACCUAUAAAGCAGAAAUCUCACCUGGAGUCUUAGUGGCGAUAAAGCGACUUGCUGUAGGACGAUUUCAAGGAGUUCAACAGUUUCAUGCAGAAAUUAAAACCCUUGGAAGGCUCCGCCAUGCCAAUCUGGUCACAUUGAUUGGUUAUCAUGCCAGUGAAACUGAAAUGUUUCUCAUAUAUAAUUAUUUGCCUGGUGGUAAUCUGGAAAAAUUUAUCCAGGAAAGGUCUACCAGGGCUAUAGACUGGAGGAUACUCCACAAGAUUGCAUUGGAUAUAGCUCGAGCACUUGCCUACCUUCACGAUCAAUGUGUUCCACGUGUACUUCAUCGUGAUGUUAAGCCCAGCAAUAUCUUGUUGGAUGACGAUUUCAAUGCUUAUCUAUCUGACUUUGGUUUGGCCAGACUGCUGGGGACUUCAGAAACCCAUGCUACCACUGGUGUGGCUGGAACUUUUGGCUAUGUUGCUCCAGAGUAUGCAAUGACUUGCCGUGUUUCAGAUAAGGCUGAUGUGUACAGUUAUGGUGUAGUUCUUCUCGAGUUGCUCUCCGACAAGAAAGCCCUGGAUCCUUCUUUUUCUUCUUAUGGUAAUGGUUUCAAUAUUGUUGCAUGGGCAUGCAUGCUUCUUCGACAGGGCAGAGCAAAGGAAUUCUUCACUGCAGGAUUAUGGGAUGCUGGUCCACAGGAUGACAUGGUAGAGGUUUUACAUUUAGCAGUUGUGUGUACGGUUGAUUCCCUUUCUACCAGGCCAACGAUGAGGCAAGUUGUACGGCGGCUUAAGCAGCUUCAACCCCCAUCCUGUUAGCAAUCUGAUGAGGUUUCUAUUCGAUUAACUUAGUAAUCUGUAGAAGAUAAGCGCCAUUGUUAGCUGUGAUCUGCAAUGUGACUGCGCUUUAGGUUGAGAUUGUAGUUAUUCCACUUGUAAAUUGUAAUAUAGUUGUGCCCCCAAUUUUUGAUGCUAUUUGCCUGAUUAGGGGGCUUGCUGAUAUGAUGAAUCUGCAGAAGAAUGCAGAUAUCUGUUUUCCUUGUUGUAUACGUGUAUAUCAAGUUCUAUUUGUUGUUAAAUAAGACAGUAGAGUAAAGGCAUUUUCUCCGA
This is a messenger RNA of Ziziphus jujuba (common jujube), 4071 nucleotides long. RefSeq names its product LRR receptor-like serine/threonine-protein kinase RPK2. The transcript has a single exon. Gene Ontology annotation, biological process: protein phosphorylation. The coding region runs from base 334 to 3780 and encodes 1148 amino acids. The record is from RefSeq and is a predicted model, not a curated record. Gene Ontology annotation, molecular function: ATP binding; protein kinase activity; protein binding. Lineage: Eukaryota; Viridiplantae; Streptophyta; Magnoliopsida; Rosales; Rhamnaceae.